AUGGCAGAACAAUUCCAGGCUCUUUUGAAAGAGUUGGAGACAGAUCCAAAAAAUUUAGAUGAAGAUUUGGUUUACAAUUGCACUCGUAUUUUAAGGAACAACUCAGAUUUGUCAGAAUUGGACAUCGACAAUGAUCUAUUAAGUCUGGUAUGGCACUAUACAGAUUCGGUACUAUUGAUAUCUCCUCAGCUGGACCCAAAACCCAUCCUCAUUGAUUUUUUGAUUUCUCUUCUUAGUCUUGUAAAAUUUGCUGAUGUUAUACAAAGAUACGACUCAGAGAAAAUUAUUGAGCUAGCAUCCUCUCCUGUAGCUGCUCCGAUAGUAUUUAAAAUAUUAUUAGAAAAGGAACUCGAUAGCGAUGCCUUAGGAUUUAUAUUAUCUACAAAUUUCCUUCACUGUUCAUUGGGUAACUAUUUCAGACAAGGUGACAUCAGUAGCUUAGCCGUUGCUAGUGACUUUGAAAAUUUAGUGAAAAUCUACAUUGAUAAACCAGGGUUCGCUGAAAAGUUAUUGGAGCCUACCUCAAUUAAAAUAUAUGAAUCAGUGAGAGUAUCAAAAGACAGCACAUUAUUAACGAGAUUGGUGGACUUCAUCGCUAUAAUCGGAGAGCCUGCGCUAGUUGACCCAAAAUUAAGUACGCUUUUACCAAAUAGCGUAUACACAUUUAAAGUGCUGGAUUUCUUAGAAGAAGAUGGAAACGAAGUGAGUAGUGAUCCCUUGCUAGCAAUCUUGUUGAUUCAGUUCUAUAAAAAAUUGGUAAAAAUGCCUCUUUCUGUGGAUGUAUUGAAAUCUGCGGGACCUACAUUGGAGAAUCUUGUACAGGUUUUCAGUAAGAGGAAUACCGAUACCGAGGUUCAAUUAUUUUACGCCAAUGAUUUAGCUGAGUUCAUUUGCGAAUGGUCAUGGACUACUUAUGUUCCCUUAAUCAACAUGUUGGAAGGUGUUUUGGAGAAGUUCGAAGUUUUCAAAUUCUACAAUCUUUACUUGGAUUCAUCCGAUGCUGAUAUUAACCUUUUAGCUGGGUUUAACAUGGAUAGAAUGAAUAACCCAGAAUUCCUUGAAGAGUUGACGGAUAUCUAUUCUUUAUUUUCCAAAAGAUACUUCACAAUUUUGAAUAGUCUCGUUAACUAUCCAAAGUAUUGCGAACAAUUGAUCCACAUGAAAAUAAUAUCUGUAAAUACGAUAUCAAAAUUAUCCAUGGAUAUGCUCUACAGGCUUCUUUACGAAUUAACUAGAAAAAAACACUCUACGCUGUGGUUACUUCAACAACCUCAAUUGAUGAAUGAUUACAUAUUGGGAACCAAUGUUAGCGAAAAUGAAAUUUGGAAUUUGAAAAAAGAUAGCUUGUCCAACUUGCUAGAAAUUAAUACUCCUGAAGAAUUGGGUGUUUGGUAUGACAAUAUCAAGGAAAACUUUAGUUUGAUGAGCAAUGGAAGAAACGUUAGGAAUAUAGCACCUGGAGUAGCCAUAGCUGAUGAAACUGCCUGA
Dujonia railenensis is the source of this 1488-nucleotide messenger RNA. NCBI's taxonomy places the organism in Eukaryota, Fungi, Ascomycota, Pichiomycetes, Serinales, Debaryomycetaceae. The record is from the annotation of a GenBank genome assembly.